GAAGGGCGGAAAAAAUAGCCAUGUCACGUGAUCAAUAUGGGGCGAACUUGGAGACAAACAAAAUAGAACUUCACUUCCUUUACUUCAUGAAGUUCACUUAAGGGGAGACAAAAUGUUCCAGAAGAUGAACACAACUUAUGGACGCAGUGUCACGGUCAAGGCUGCCUUCUUCAAACGAGUUUGAAGAGUGUUGGAGUGGUGGGAUAACUUGAGGAAAAGGGAAGCGUCAACAACCGGUCGUCCUUCCUCUUUCUACCUCCUUAUAAAACGUUCCUCCUCAGGGAUGACAGCCAGCACCCCCAGCUACCUGUGGUCCUUACAGGAUGUCCUGGGUCAAGGGGCAACUGCCUAUGUCUUCAAGGCUCGAAAUAAGAGGACGGGCGAGUUAGUAGCCGUCAAGGUGUUCAACAUGGCGAGCUACAACCGCACUCACGAGGUCCAGAUGAGGGAGUUUGACAUGCUCCGGAAGCUCAGCCACAGGAACAUCGUCAGGCUUUACGCUGUGGAGGAGUUGCCCACCAAACAGAAGGUGCUCGUGAUGGAAUAUUGCUCUGGAGGAAGUUUGCUCAGUUUGCUUGAGGAGCCAGAAAAUGCCUUUGGCCUGCCUGAGACCGAGUUUCUCAACGUGUUGCAGUGUGUUGUGCAGGGAAUGAACCACCUACGAGAGAACGGUGUGGUACACCGGGAUAUUAAACCAGGCAACAUUAUGCGUCAGACAGGAGAUGACGGCAGGUCUGUCUAUAAGCUGACGGACUUUGGAGCAGCGCGAGAGUUGGAGGAUGACGAGAAAUUUGUGUCCAUCUAUGGCACUGAAGAAUAUCUGCACCCAGACAUGUAUGAGCGUGCGGUGCUCCGUAAGCCUCACCAGAAGUCCUAUGGCGUGAGCGUGGACCUGUGGAGCGUGGGUGUAACAUUUUACCACGCUGCCACGGGGAGUCUCCCCUUUGUACCGUACAGAGGGCCCCGUAGGGACAAGCAAACCAUGUACAAAAUCACCACAGAGAAACCUGCAGGGGCCAUUUCUGGAAUACAGCAGGUUGAGAAUGGACCAAUAGAGUGGAGUUCACAUCUACCCCACAGCUGCCAACUGUCAGAAGGUCUCAGGAUGCAUCUUGUUCCUGUACUUGCUGGUAUACUUGAGGCGGAUCAGGAGAGAUGUUGGGGCUUUGACCAGUUCUUCACUGCCACGACUGACAUACUACAGCGGCAGCCAGUGCACCUCUUUGCUCUCCAGCAGGCUAUGGCGCACUGCGUCUACAUACACCAUUACAACACGGUGUCUGUCUUCUUUGAGGAGGUGGCAUCGCAGACUGGGAUUGAUGUCCCACACCAACAACUGCUCUACUUGGGUCAUGAACUCCCACUCGAGGGCAACAUGAAAGUGGUCAACCUCCCUAACACGACACGUGACCGGCCCCUCAUCCUGGUCAGUCACAGGCCAGAAACAGACUGCAACCUGCCCUUCAGAGAACCAGAGAUUCCAAUCAUCCCUUCCAAGUUUGAUGUCAAGGCAGACUACAACUUCUCCAAGGUCAUAGUGGGAGUGGUACACCAGUAUCUCAGGAUAGUACAGCUGCUGCACUCACACAGAGAGCUUCUGCUGGAAGGAUAUUACUGUUACAUGAUGAGGUUGUGCACGGAAUGUGGAGAAGCUAUGCAGAGUAUUGCAAAGAUCAGCAUUAGACUGAAGUCCUGCCUCAAUGUGCAACACAGGAUCAUCACCCUUUCCAAUUUUUGUUAUGUGUUAAGAGGUCAUCGGACUUUCGAAAACAUGGAUGCAGCUGAUAAGAAUGACAGGUUGCAGCAGGUCAAUGAGCACCUGCCUAUGUACGCUGCAGGCAUCCAGGAUUUUCAAAACCGCCUGGAGCGUUUACAGAUAGAGCAGGCCAAGCUAGCAGAAGCCCAGGCCAGUGAGAACAGGUGUCAGAGAAUGCAGAUGCUCCUCCAGAAGAUUAUGUCGAUUCAUCAACUUUACCAUAAAGACAAACACCCGGGCAAGUUGCCAUAUAAUGAUGAACAAAUACAUAAGUUUGAGAAAAUCCACCUGUGCUCGUACAUCAAGCAAGUGAAAUCUCUCUUCAGAGAUGACUGUGUGCAAAGAUACAAGGAGCUCGUGGUCACCACCAGGACAUGGAGCAGUCUUUUACUAGAAAUGCAGAUCCAUCUGCGGUACUUCAGGUCCUUCUCCACGGGCUUGUUGGCUGACCUGGAGAUCACUGAGCAGCACCAGAACAAAAUUCUGGACAGGAUGUUGGUCACACUGCAGACGAGUAAAGCAGGACAGAAGCAGCAGGAGGUAUCACCCAGGGACAAGGAUGAAAUGGUGUCCAGGAUGUACCACCUUAAGGAAGAAAUGGAAAUUCUUGUCCGGGAACUGCAGUGUAACAACGCCAUUAUUGAGAGUCUCGGGGCAGUGAACUCUGCAUCAGCUGUAGACCCGAGCUUGUCCCGGCCUGCUACACUGUGACCGGCAGCUAGUUUUAAUGUCUCAUUAACAGAUGCUGAUUGACUGCCUGCUGCAAGAAGGAGCUGAAGAAAGCAGAAUGGGAAC
This is a messenger RNA of Dunckerocampus dactyliophorus (ringed pipefish), 2551 nucleotides long. RefSeq names its product inhibitor of nuclear factor kappa B kinase subunit epsilon (gene ikbke). NCBI's taxonomy places the organism in Eukaryota, Metazoa, Chordata, Actinopteri, Syngnathiformes, Syngnathidae. The coding region runs from base 284 to 2467 and encodes 727 amino acids. The record is from RefSeq and is a predicted model, not a curated record. Gene Ontology annotation, biological process: peptidyl-serine phosphorylation. The transcript has 22 exons. Gene Ontology annotation, cellular component: cytoplasm. Gene Ontology annotation, molecular function: ATP binding; protein serine/threonine kinase activity.